Molecule: messenger RNA, 1313 nt
Organism: Physcomitrium patens
Lineage: Eukaryota; Viridiplantae; Streptophyta; Bryopsida; Funariales; Funariaceae
Product: protein COFACTOR ASSEMBLY OF COMPLEX C SUBUNIT B CCB2, chloroplastic
Biological process (GO): cytochrome b6f complex assembly
Source: RefSeq, a predicted model, not a curated record
CACAGCGUUAGAUUUUGAAGCGUCGGAUCACUGCGUGGAGAAGCGGCGGGGCCUCGGAUGGCUCCAGCGUCUAGAAUUCAAUUCCUCCUCCUCGUUCGUGUCUAUCUAUCCAUGGUUGCAAAAUUAGGGUUUUCUCAAUCCGUCUCUCUGGCUUCGCGCUACUGUCGCUGCAAUUCAUUCACAACUGGCGUCAAUUCUCAUGGUGUGAUUGGAGCCUUUACUUGACGACACAAAGUAGUGACCACACGGGAUAGAAUGGCUUUGACGAAGAUAUCCCUGGUGGGGGUGAGAGAGUUGUGCAGCCUGCACCAUCUCUCUUCUUCACCGCCUCGUUUUACCCCUGUCGUUGCUCUACCAACAACCCUCCAAGGGGUUGCUAGACCAGGCGUGAGGAGAUGCGAGGUUAGGAGGCGGACGGUGAUUCGUGCUGCCGAAGCUGGCAAUGAUGAGAUGCCUUCAGAGAUUGACGUAUCCGUCUUCCGAUUCACUCUGGGCAUACAGGGGUUUGAUGAUGCUGAUCUGCCGAGAAUUGUUGGGAUCUUAUUUGGCAGCCUCCUGCUCGUCAACCACGCUGUCAGCAUCGAAUCCAUGACCCGUGCGCAAUUGACAUCAGAAGCUUUGGGGCUGUUUCUAGCUGGAGUAGCGUGCAGUCUUCCCUCUGUCGGUCGUCGCCUCAAAGGAGGAGAAGCUAAAAAGAAGGAUGACAACGUGUCUCGCCCGCGAUCUGUAUUUGAAUUAUCUCGAAGGCUUAAUGACCCAGAGAAGCAAGAGUUAGCGUGGGGCACGUAUAGUUUGCUUCAAAACAGCAGAGCUAGUGCUGUGAUUGUUUGGCAUCGGGAUGAGGUUGUCUGCGCUCGUGGCAGCUUUGACCUUGGUACUAUGGUUCGAGGUGCCAAGGCUCUACCAGUGUUGCAGGAUAUGCUCAACAACACGCCUUUCAUCCAUUCAAGUGAUCCUUUUUACGUAUCCGAAGGUGCAGAUACUAAAGGGUGGCCGAUCGUUCCAAAGAAUAUGAAGUCAAUACUUGUUCAGCCUUUCGAGAAAAGUGAUUCAAGCAGUUCCGUAGCAAAAGGAGGUCUGAUCCUGUUUUCAUAUCAGUCUCGCAGUUACACUAGUAAAGAUAGGACAUGGAUAGCUAUGAUAGCUAAAAAAUUCUCUCAUGUAUUGAAAACUUAGGACUGGUAAUCAUGCUGAGUACUAGCUCCUCUGGCAUUUGUUUCUUUAUUACUCGUAACAUUCAUUCAUGCUGUUUUGUAAAUCAAUUCAUCCUUCCAAUGAGGUUUUCGAAUAGCCCAAUGAGAAGUUCUGGGUCC